GAUUGACAUAUCUUCAUAUGGGUUGUCCUGCGGGUUCUUUUCACAAUUUUCCCAACUUUCCUCGACAGGAAACCACCACAGCUCCAUACGAGGAAACCUCGACUUCCCAGUCUCGUCGCGUAAAGACUCCACCAUUUCCAAAAUUUCGUUAGUGUACCCCGAAUGUAAGGUUAAGUGAAAAACAACUCGUAAGUGCAAAAUCAAAACACGAACAGUGCGGGGUUUCUUUUGUAUUGUUUAGUUUAAAGGUGUGAAAAUCAGGACAUAGUCGAACACCUGACCUUACCCGCAAUAUGGCACCAGCAACUAACACCUGAACUAUUUAAAUGUAGGUCAAAAAGGUCCGCAAACGCCAAAAACGAUUAAAUUAGGUUAUAAACUUCCGGGAAGGAUGCGUGAAAUAGUGUAAUUUAACAAUUUACGACAAUUUCGUUUAAUGUUUGAUGAGGUGAUGUUGGGACGUUGAUGGGAAGGACUUGACAAUCUCUCCACCAUGGUGUAGAAGGGGGCCAUGACAUCAAGGCAACCCCCUUCUAACGGUGAAGAACAAGGGACCCGGUCCCCGCACCUCAGCGUACAGAAUAUCACCGAAAGUGGCGGGGUCAAACCGCGUCAUCAUAUAAGAAAAUUUACCACAUCCGGCAGCCUAAGUGACAGUUCGUCGAGCGUUAAACGUCAGGAAUCAUCACCCACUUUGACGCUAAUAUCGUCAAAGGGCUCAGCUGAUUCAAACUACUCACAGCCAUCUUCAGAUCUGUCGCUCGACGAAGAAAAGGAGACGCUCAGACGGGAGAAGGAACGUCAAGCACUUAGUCAGUUGGAAAAAGCAAGAGCAAAACAGGUAGCAUUUGCUGUCCGAACCAAUGUUGCCUACGACGGUUCGGUUGAUGAUGAUUCGCCAGUGCAUGGAUACGCCGUAUCAUUCGAUGUUAGAGACUUUCUUCAUAUAAAAGAGAAAUACGAUAACAACUGGUGGAUCGGAAGAUUAGUGAAAGAAGGUUGCGACGUCGGUUUUAUUCCUUCUCCUGUUAAGUUGGAAAAUUUGAGACUGCAACAAACGCAAACGAGGUCGAAGCUCUACUCAAGCAAAACGAGCUCGAGCUCCAACAUUGGUGCAGCUGGUAACGAUGUUUCCAGAGGUAGCACCCCUCCUACGCCCGGUGAUGAAUCGGAUUCCGUCGUCAAUACGAGGACGGGAAAAUCGCUUACAACACCGCCAGCCAAAGAAAAGAAAAAACCGUUCUUUAAAAAACAAGAAACCACUGCUCCUUACGACGUAGUCCCUGCUAUGCGUCCAGUUGUACUCGUGGGUCCAUCGCUUAAAGGUUACGAAGUAACCGACAUGAUGCAAAAAGCCUUAUUUGAUUUUCUAAAACAUAACUUUGAAGGACGAAUAAUAAUUACGAGAGUGAUGGCGGACAUUUCGCUAGCUAAACGUUCGCUCCUCAACAAUCCCACGAAGAGGGCCAUCAUGGAACGGUCCAACACUCGAUCGAACUGCAUGGCGGAAGUUCAAGCCGAGAUCGAGAGAAUAUUCGAACUGGCCAGAACGUUGCAGCUGGUCGUGUUGGACUGUGAUACCAUCAAUCAUCCCUCGCAACUUGCCAAAACCACCUUAGCCCCGUGCAUAGUUUACCUCAAAAUUUCCAGUCCGAAAGUGCUACAACGGCUUAUUAAAUCGCGUGGUAAAAGCCAAGCAAGACACUUAAACGUCCAAAUGGUGGCCGCGGAAAAAUUAGCUCAGUGUCCACCAGAGAUGUUCGAUGUUACGUUGGAUGAGAAUCAGCUAAAAGAUGCUUGCGAGCAUAUAGCGGAAUUUUUAGAAAAAUAUUGGAGGUCUACACAUCCGGAAACAACUCAAAAUAUUUCCAGACCAAUUAGUGGUUCUACACAACCAUCACCAAGUGGGGACCAGGGAAGACCUCCUCUACCAGCCCACCCUGACGUAUACGGAUAUGGCCAAGAUAGAGUGUCCACAUACCACACACAACAUACCAGAAGUAGGCCAAGGUUAGAACGUGAACGAGAAUAUGACGAAUAUACGGAUAGAGAUUAUGCGGGUUCUCAUAUGGCUGGAGAUGAUUACAGAAACAUGGGAUUAGAACGAACAUUGCCGCUUAGAGACCAUCGAAGAGAUGAUGAUUACCAAGCACACAGAGGGUCCUCGAGACGGGCCCUAAACGCCAUAUAGUGGAGGCUUUCUACGGAACAACCCAUUGAAGAAGAGGUUCAUGAUGACCUUAGUCCACCACCUGCUCUCUAUUACAAACCUCAGGUACCUAGAGAAUUUAGAGAUGAUCGAAGGAGAGAAGAUCGGUAUGAAGAUCGAAGGCUGGACGAUCGGUUGGAUAGGAGAAGAUCGGAGGAAGAACGAAGAUAUGAUAGACAAGGACCCAGCGAUGAUCGAAGGUACCAAGAAGAAAAGAAAUUGGAUUCGGUGAAGCGACAAGAGGGUAGGAAUUAUCGGAAAGAAUUGCUCGAGAGGUUCUCUGAGAUGGACUUUGAGGAUCAUCACGAAUAUCGGGGCCAUCAAACGUAUUACGAGUAAAUCGUAUCGUUUGGAUAACACAACUUCAAUGGGCUGUUUCGUAAUUGUGAUCAAAAAUGCAAAAAAUAAAGAUUAAAAGCGCCGUAAACAAAAUGAUAUUAAAUAGAGACUCUCUGAACAACAAAAUAUUAUAUACAUUGACCAUUUUGGUGCCAUACUUGAGUAAUAGCUCAAUUUUUAAAUGAAUCUAUCGAAAGGAUUGUAGAAUUAUCCAAGCUUUAACGUAGUCUCGUAUUCAAUGUUCAGUUCGAUGUUUUAUCUUUCUUUACUCCGAUUGAAGAAAGAUCUAUUACAAGUAUUCUCUGAUACGCAAAAAUUAAUGCCAUAAUUAAUUCUUUUCUUGUUUCAAAAUUAAUUUUUAAUUAAUAAAAUCGAUCCGGUACUAAUUAUGUAAAGGAAAUAAAAGGAAACGAACUGAGAAAAAAUCUAAAUCGUCGGUUAUCCUCUUAGUCUAAACAUACUUUUUGUUACGAAUUAGGAUUAAUUUUAAACUAUUCUCACAACGUGAUAUUACCUGUACAUUUACUGUCAUGCAUUGACUGAUCCUAGAUAAAAGAGUUAGUAAGUUAUAAAAACUUUGCACUGCUGUUAGAAACGUUUUAAAUCUUAGAAUUCAUAAAGUGCAUAAAGACGAUAUAAAAAAUUAAAAAAAAAAAAAAAUAGGAGAAGAGAAGCUUUAAGAAGGAUUAGCUGAUUGCCGUAAAAAAAGAAAAACAUGAUUCUUAUUUAUUAUCAUUGUUAGUGUGGGAGUAAUUUUUAUUAUCUACAAAAUCGCGAAGUAGCCUUGUAGGUUCGAAUUUAAAAAUAUACAAGUGACAAUCAUUGAUUUCGCUUUUAGGUUGAUUUGUGAGAAACCAGAUUAGUAUAAACCAAAACGUUUUUUUCGGACACGUGCCUGAAAUGUUCGAUACGAAAAACUUUGUAUUAAAUUAUUUGAAACGUGAUCACAAGGCUGGAUUUAGAAGAAAAAAAAACGAACUUAAUUAAUUAAGUAAACGGUUGGAAUGUUUUCGGAUGUUACCUAAGUACCUCAUUAGUUUUUAAAUGUAGAUAAUAAAAUUUACUUAGAGAACAUACGAUCCCGCCUACGCCGGGCAUUAUCACUGACCAAUUUCCACAAACUGUUUGUAUAGUUAUAGUUGAAAAAAAAUUAUAUUUUUUCCAAUUAGUCGGGAUUUCUAAUGUACAAACGUUUCAGUUUUGUCCCAAAACGCGAUGAACAGACAACUUUCGAGAUUUAUUGCGUAAAAACGAACAUGCAAAAAAAAUGACGUAACUUUUUCAUAAAUAAUGUUAACAUUGAAUGAAUAGUUUAUUGAAUUUUUCAAAGUAUAUAAACCUAUUACGAUAGAGCAAAUGAUAAAACGAAAAAAAAAUCUCCGAUUUGAUACGUGUAAAUAGCUAUUGAAAAUACAAAUUCUAUACGUAGGUGAGAUGAUUUUUCCCGAUAACAAAUUGAAAAAAUAAACCGAUACAGACGACUAGCCGACAGGAACUCCGUACCCUUCAUUUCGAUUUCGAGUAUUCCCCUUUUCCCCUUGUUCCGUUUCGUUCAAUCGUUUAAAGUAAAUUAUUAUACAAGAUGUUUCGUACGUAUAUAACGAAUAUAUAUAUUUUUAAGAAAUGCCUUGCCUAUCCGAUUAGUUUACAUUGUUUAGGAAAUACUUGAAUAUGUAAGAGUAUAUAAGAUAUAUGCACAUUUGAUAUGUGCGAUUUUUUAAAUAAAUACUAUAUAUCAAGUUGGA
Messenger RNA from Onthophagus taurus, 4293 nucleotides. It is a transcript of the gene Ca-beta, whose product is annotated as Calcium channel protein beta subunit. Gene Ontology annotation, cellular component: voltage-gated calcium channel complex. Lineage: Eukaryota; Metazoa; Arthropoda; Insecta; Coleoptera; Scarabaeidae. Gene Ontology annotation, molecular function: protein binding; voltage-gated calcium channel activity. The record is from RefSeq and is a predicted model, not a curated record. Gene Ontology annotation, biological process: calcium ion transmembrane transport.